Scaptodrosophila lebanonensis is the source of this 1498-nucleotide messenger RNA. RefSeq names its product heparan sulfate 2-O-sulfotransferase pipe-like. Gene Ontology annotation, cellular component: membrane. The record is from RefSeq and is a predicted model, not a curated record. Lineage: Eukaryota; Metazoa; Arthropoda; Insecta; Diptera; Drosophilidae. The coding region runs from base 1 to 1473 and encodes 490 amino acids. The transcript is spliced from 6 exons. Gene Ontology annotation, molecular function: sulfotransferase activity.
AUGAUUGUGUUGAAUUUAAAACUAUUAUUCAUUCCCUACGGUAUUUCACAGGAGCACUUUUAUACCGCCAGCUUGCUCGUUUCCCUUAGUAGUCAACGGUUAAAUAAUACUCGAAAUGCUCAGCUCGAUGUGAUAUUUUUUAAUCGCGCAGCCAAGGUGGGUAGUGAAGCACUAAUGGAGCUGCUGCUGAGCAUUGCUCAGAAGAAUAAAUUAAAUAUUCUUACCCAAGGACCUCUGAAGGUCCUAACACGGACGCGCACGCUGAAGCAGCAAAUGAAACAGGCAUUAUGGGUGUCAAGGCUAUCGCCCGGCACUGUUUACAUCGAGCACUGCAAUUGGCUAAACUUCACUAACUUCAAGCUGCCACUUCCUAUUUACGUGAAUUUGGUUCGAGAUCCUGUAGAGCGCGUCAUCAGCUGGUACUAUUACGUACGAGGUGCCUAUCGGAAUGCCAUAUUCUAUCAUCUGUUUCCCCAUAAACCAAUGCAGCCGGAAGCUUGGUAUAAGAAGAGCUACAAUCAGUGCGUUCGAAGCGGAGAUGAGGAGUGUCAAUAUGUCCCGGAGUCUAUACAGGAUACAGUUGCCAACUACAAAAGGCAAACGUUAUUCUUCUGUGGAGAUGGUUGGGAGUGCCUACCCUUUGACUCGCCAAGUGCAGUUCAGCAGGCCAAGAGGAAUGUGGAACGCGACUAUGCAGUGGUGGGCAGUUGGGAGGAUACCAAUAUUACUCUAGCUGUGCUAGAGGCUUAUAUACCGCGCUUCUUCCGCCACGUGCAGAAUCUUCCGCAACUGCGCACCUUAUAUCUGAACAACACGCGUUACUCAAACAACUCCAUCGCCGUCUUCAAUCGUCCCACUCGAGCUCUCACAGAACCAUUGCUGCAUCUCCUACGCGAGCUAUCCGCCAUUAAUGACAUGAACAUUGUGGUGAAUGGACCCGUGAGGAGCAUGAAUCGCACGCGGACGAUCCAUCAGCAAGCAAUCGAAAUGAAAUGGAUCACCGACCUGGAAGAAGGCACGCUGUAUAUGACACAUGGAAAUUGGCUUAACUUUAAGGAUGUUGAACGACUGCCACCCGUCUGGAUUAGCUUCGUGCGUGAUCCGGUAGAUCGCGUGAUUGACAAUUACUAUCGGAAACGCCGAAUUGAGAAGCGUGCAAUAAAUCGUCGCUUCUUCCCGGGACUAUCACAAAAUCCAAAAGCAUUGUCCACACAAAGCUUCAAUGAUUGCGUGAGGUCUGCCAACCCGGAGUGUCAAUAUAUUCCAAAUGCAAUGGAUGAUGUGGUAAAGGACUUUAGACGGCAGUCCCUGUUUUUUUGUGGCCAUGAUAAUGACUGUUUACCCUUCAAUUCGGCCUAUGCCAUCCAGAUAGCCAAGCGCAACGUAGAAAAAGAGUACGCGGUGGUGGGCACCUGGGAGGAAAUAUACAUAACCCUAACUGUUCUGGAGAAUGCACAGCCAACAGAUCAGUAACCGUAACCGUAAUAAUAGAAAGCCC